Messenger RNA from Knipowitschia caucasica, 741 nucleotides. The record is from the annotation of a GenBank genome assembly. NCBI's taxonomy places the organism in Eukaryota, Metazoa, Chordata, Actinopteri, Gobiiformes, Gobiidae.
AUGAGGAACAACAACACACACAUCUAUCACGUCAUGAGUCACGUCAACACACACAUCUAUGACGUCAUGAGUCACGACAACACACACAUCUAUCACGUCAUGAGGAACAACAACACACACAUCUAUCACGUCAUGAGUCACGUCAAAACACACAUCUAUGACGUCAUGAGUCACGACAACACACACAUCUAUGACGUCAUGAGUCACGACAACACACACAUCUAUGACGUCAUGAGGAACAACAACACACACAUCUAUGACGUCAUGAGUCACGACAACACACACAUCUAUGACGUCAUGAGUCACGACAACACACACAUCUCUCAAGUCAUGAGGAACAACAACACACACAUCUAUGACGUCAUGAGUCACAACACACACGUCUAUGACGUCAUGAGAGUGAAGAAGGGAGACCGUGUGUCCAUCUACCUCCCCAUGGUCCCAGAGUUGGUGUGUUCCAUGUUGUCGUGUGCAAGGAUCGGAGCCGUUCAUUCUGUGGUGUUCGCCGGUUUCUCCUCUGAGUCUCUGUGUGAGCGGAUCAUCGAUGCCCAGAGCUCAGUCCUGAUCACAGCAGACGGCGUGUAUCGCGGAGAAAAACUGAUCAACCUGAAGCAGAUUGUGGACGAGGCUUUGGAGAAAUGCAAGGAGAGAGGGAGUUCCACUGUGACCAAGUGCCUCGUGGUCAAACAUCCGGCUCUGAGGACCAAGGACGGAGCGGCCUGCAACAAGCUACAGGUCUGA